AUGGACGUGACAUCACUACUGAACGUAGCGGCGGGAAAAAAGCCAUUUAUUCGGGACAACUCACUCGAAACCACUUCUGUACCGAUUUUCCAAAGACAAAUCACCACAUCGUCCCCGGAGAAGACAGCUUCUUCUAGGCGGACAAGCGACGCUAGAGCACCGCGGAACCGCACGCCAUGGGAUGCGGGCGGUUACUCUCUUCACCUAGCUCUUGACAACAAGUUUCCUGCUUCCCACACCAAGCCUACAUACUACAGCGAAUCCGACGUGGAUCAGUCGGCUUCCACGAGCUCUUGCGACGCUCCUUCGUCGAACUGCCAUUCUAGGGCCAGCUCUCUCAGUUCUCUGGCACACGAGAUGGCGCAUUCCGCCAACAUCACUCCAAUGACGAGUACCCACCCUGGCCGGUAUGUAUUGCAUGGUCCCGUUCUCGGCGCAACACUGGUGCACUUGUGCGAGCCAGAGUCGCAACUUCAUGUUGCGACUAGCCGAAGCAUUUCCGGUGAUUCGGAUGCUCAACUAACAGCAAGGCAAAUUCUAAUCUCGUCCAGGCCCAACCUCCCCCGCGAAGAUGAUGGGCACCACGUAACAGGAGGAUUUCCCAAAUCCCCGAAACAUAAGUUCUCCGACAGCCACAGCAGUUUGUCAUCGUAUACCUCCUCAAAUCAAUCCGGAGGACACUCGAGGAUAUCCUCCUUAUCUACUGUGAGCGGCAUUCAGCCGUUCACGUCCCUGUUGAACGACGUACCGGCUUUUGACACAAAACUCGAUCACCAGCAGGGUAUGGGUGGCCCGGGCAUGAUUGAUGUUCAGCCUCCAUCCCCACGAACGAUGGGUCAACAUGAUCCAGUAGCUUUGGAUCCCGCGAUGAAGGGGACUGGGCGACCAGGCAGUCCGUCAGAUGCUAUCUUGAUCACCAGAGGUAUGGGUGGUAGCAACCGAUCAAGUCCAACUGAUGGUUUGAGGUACGUGAAAAUAUGCGCUUUGUGA
This is a messenger RNA of Colletotrichum tamarilloi, 990 nucleotides long. RefSeq lists its product as uncharacterized. The transcript is spliced from 4 exons. The record is from RefSeq and is a predicted model, not a curated record. Bases 1 to 990 code for a protein of 329 amino acids. NCBI's taxonomy places the organism in Eukaryota, Fungi, Ascomycota, Sordariomycetes, Glomerellales, Glomerellaceae.